GGUGUUCUCAGAGGCAGAAAGAGUCCGACUGGGGUGUGUGAGCCACAUCUGGAAUAGUAGCUACAGAGAAAGACUCGAGAGGAGCAGAACACCGCUGAUUCUUUCCCCAACUCUUCACUUCAGAACUCCCUUUCCACGGACACAAACCUCUCGCUUUGCCUUUUUUUUAUCUACUUGAAAAAAUGCUGCUCAUCCUGCUUGGAGUGCUCAUCUUGCACCUUAUCAUCCUCAUUCUUCUUAUUGUGUCAACAGCAGUCAGUACCUGGUCUGUAGAUUCGGAUGGCAGCACAAAUCUAUGGUACAAUUGCAUGGUAACUAAUGGAGGCUACCACUGCAAGCCAGCAAGCAAUGAAGACUGGAUCCAGGCAGUUCAGGCCCUGAUGAUACUGUCAAUACUCUUCUGCUUCUUCUCCCUCAUUGCCUUUUUGUAUCAGCUGUUCAGACUGGUCAAGGGCGGACGCUUCUUCUUCACCGCCAUCUUCCAGAUCUUUGCAAGUGUGUUUGUGAUGUGCGGAGCGAUUAUCUACACCGUGAUGAGUCCGGAUGAUAGAUCCGAUGCACAGUUCGGCUACGCUUACGUGCUGGCCUGGGUGGCGUUCCCUCUCUGUCUCGUCAGCGGCCUCAUUUAUAUCGUCCUGAGGAAGAAAGAAUGAGAGAUGGAGCAGAGGAGAAAAGAGGAGGGGUAGUAAGGAUUCCCCCUUUUACAACAACAUCGCACUGUGCCUACUGCCCACAGACCAUAGACUGACAUCCCAACAAUACAACAAAAGUGCAUGUGUCACUAACAAUUGUAAAUACUGACAUUUAUCACUGCUGGGGAUCUUUUUUAGCUGUAUUUUAGUCCGUUAGAUCACAUGCUGAAAAAUAUCACACCUAUUUGCUUUGUGAAUUUUAACAAAGGCUGAGUGUCAUCACACAUUCUCCUGUGGUGAUUUCAAAAUGUGUGUAUAAAUGUUGUUGGUGACAUACUGACUUUUGUUGCAUGCUUCCACAAAUCCAUCAUGCGUGAUAACAAAGACGAGUAAUCCUUCAGUACAAAGAUGUACAUAAUGUCUGUGGUUUUUAGACAUAUUUAUAACAUUUUUACAUACAUGUUGUACAUAGUGUUGUCAAGUUAACAUUUGUCAUGCUCAUUUACGUGAUAGAGUUCGUGUCUCUCACAAAUCAUGCAGCUGUGCCAAAGAGAUGUCGCUUCAACUGCCAGAGUAUCAAGUUUUUUUUUAAAUGUCUUUUUUUUUCAGUGUCCAAUGCUUUGAACCACGUGCCUUGCUCAGAAUAUCUGUGUUCUUCUUGAAGGAAAUGAGAACAUCCUCAGAAACUUAAAAAAUAACAUUAAGAAGUGUUAAUAAAUUCAUGAAGUUUUUUUGUUUUUUCUCCUGAAUUAUCAUUGUACUUGAUAUGCCAAAUAAAAAUAUAUUUUGCAUUUUGUAAUCUAGUUUUGAAAAAUGGUGCUUUAUAUCUACUAUUGUUGAAAUGUAUACUUUGUGUUGCAAGUGUGUCAUGUCCUGUGAUUAAUUUGCUUUGUGCAAACCAAAGUUUGCAUUUUUGUCAGUAUUCUUCUAAAUAAACCUUUUGAAAUUAAUUCUA
This is a messenger RNA of Morone saxatilis (striped sea-bass), 1587 nucleotides long. RefSeq names its product peripheral myelin protein 22a (gene pmp22a). The coding region runs from base 183 to 653 and encodes 156 amino acids. The transcript has 5 exons. NCBI's taxonomy places the organism in Eukaryota, Metazoa, Chordata, Actinopteri, Moronidae. Gene Ontology annotation, cellular component: plasma membrane. The record is from RefSeq and is a predicted model, not a curated record.